Rubroshorea leprosula is the source of this 1202-nucleotide messenger RNA. NCBI's taxonomy places the organism in Eukaryota, Viridiplantae, Streptophyta, Magnoliopsida, Malvales, Dipterocarpaceae. The record is from the annotation of a GenBank genome assembly.
AUAAAAAGGGUAAAUAAGGAGAUUUAUAUGACAAUGAAUCCUACAAAAAGUUGUUGAUGGAUUGAUCCACAUAAUCUACACACCAUAAAAGUUGUAUACCAGGGUACUGAACGUCUAAAUAUCUGUUAUCUCACCCGGAAAGGGAUACAGAAAUUAAUGUACAACAUCUCUUGCUAAUUUGAUCAUUUGAAGAUGUAAAGUAGUUAGAACUUGGCAGUUGACAGAUCGUCUUUGGUUAAUCAACAUUACAUGCAGCAGCAACUGCCCUUGGAAGGUUUUGCAUCCCUUCUUUCGUAUAAUCUCCUUCUGCCUUAAAUUUAUUGGUUUCAUAGCUCUGUUAGUGCAUGGAGGAAGGUGCUCAGACUCUUAUCUGUUCUUCCUUGAGCUGAAGAACAACUGGUCUUUGGUUGUUUCCAAAAUCCUGUCCUUUAAGUAAGGGGUGCUUCUCAGCAACUACCUUGUGCGGUUUUAACUGUGCUGCAUUGUUAGCAGUGGAAUGGCUGCUGUUUCUGGCUGCUGGGACAUCAUGAUUGUGUUUUCCUUCAUAUGUAGUUAUGACAGCCUUGGGAUCUGUUGAAGCUCUCUCAACAUGCUUCCGAACGUUGCAUCCUGCACUUGUGCAUUUAUAAUAGCUCCUGUUUAUAAAAAGAAAAUACAGCCACCAGAGUCAGAUGAGACACUCAAAAGAGGUAGUAAUAACAAGUGACUAAAAAACGAAAAAUUUGAUGGCAUUGGAAUCUCAUUUACAAAAACAUAAACUGUGUAAUUUCGUGAUGAAGGUAUGGAAAUCAUGAAAUAGAAGUAAAAGCAGCAGAUGAAGGAAGAUGUUAAUACCUCUGUUAGACAUGAAAGGCAUGUGGUACAAUUAGGAGCAGUAUCUGAAAUGUCUGAAUAAUUAACCAAUUAUGAUAUCACUGGUUUACUGAUUGUUGCAGGCCCCCAGACACUUAGAGAUAAAGAAAUUCGGAUUCAAUUUGAUGAAAUGAUGUUAGUUAUGAGUUAUGACCAGAGAUCCUUUGACUGUACCAAACCCACUUAAUUUUGCAACAUAUAUAAGUAAAAAGGACAAACUGUGACCAUGAACAGAAACGUAGGCCCCUACGCAACUGAGAUACAAUAGGUCAAAAUAAAUGGAGUAGGAAUACUGCUUCAACAUAAGGCUUAUAGAAUUCAGCAAGAGAAAAUAAUACAUUACACAUGAA